Messenger RNA from Centrocercus urophasianus (Greater sage-grouse), 1405 nucleotides. RefSeq names its product stabilizer of axonemal microtubules 1 (gene SAXO1). Gene Ontology annotation, molecular function: microtubule binding. Gene Ontology annotation, cellular component: sperm flagellum; centriole; cytoskeleton. Lineage: Eukaryota; Metazoa; Chordata; Aves; Galliformes; Phasianidae. Gene Ontology annotation, biological process: microtubule anchoring. The transcript is spliced from 4 exons. The record is from RefSeq and is a predicted model, not a curated record. Bases 17 to 1405 code for a protein of 462 amino acids.
AACUUCUUAGUUCCGAAUGUUUUGCCUUCCAGACCUUUUUCAGCCAGCACAGCGAACAGCUCAGUGUGUGAUAUGUCACCAUUGUCCACAUCUACUCACCAAGCCCUUUGAGAAGAGUGAGAAGCCAUGUGCACUGUCAGAGUACAUGGAGAAAUACCCUCUUUAUCCCAGCACUCUUCCCAGAGACUCUUUCAAACCAAAAGCAGAAUACAAGACGGCAAAGACACCCAUGGAAGGCACUUCAGUGACAAAGAGAGAUUAUGUAGCUCAUGAAGUGUUGCCACAGAAACUUAAAGAACCUGAAAAGUAUGUCAAGAGUGAUGAGAGCAUGGAUUUGACCUCUGUUUAUAAACAAGACUAUAACUCCUACCCUAUCUGUCAAGUACUUCCUUGCCUCCCCUGUGAGACAAGAGAAAUCUCCACUGCCAAGAUGAACACAAAAUCCACUUAUAAAGAUGACUAUAUGCCGUGGGAUGAACCAAAGACAGAGCUGAUCAGACCAGAUCAUGGGUACCACCCAUCAGAAGCAAAAUUUGACCACAGAACUGUUGUUCAAGAUGAGUAUUUCUUCAGGGGACCUGUUGCAACUCAAAGCUUCAAACCUCUGAAUUUGAUUCAGAAGAGCAAGGCUCCCUUUGAGAAUAUGACAAAUUAUACAGCGAAUUAUGUGCAACAUCCUCUGGAGAAACGUUACAUCCAUCAAUAUGAGAAAUACAAGCCCAAUGAGGUCCCAUUUAAUGGCCUCACUACUAACAAAAUUUCUUACAAGGGGCUGGCUGGUACACCAGCCAAAUUGGCAAAACCAUACCAGCCAAAGUUACUCCAUGAUCCAUUUUUCUCUUCAACUGAGUUUCAGGAAAAAUACAAACCCUGGCCACAGCCUCCUAUAUUUACCAAAAAACCUGCUGAAUAUGUUCCUCCUAUGGAGAAAAUGGACCUUCAUACCACUACCCAGUUACACUUCAGGCAUCUAAAUGGCAAGCCAGCCAAGGUGUGUCUACCAUUGGCCCAGAAUAAUAUAAGUACAGAACCAUUUAACAGCUCUUCAACUAUGAAGGAAGAUUAUAAGCCCUGGAUGUGCAAGAGAGUAAAGCCUAUCACUCAUGCUCCUGAGCUGAGUUUCCCAGCCAAACCAAUGGAUUUCUUGACUACCUUUCGGACUCAUUAUCUGCCUCAACCACUCAUGCUUACAAAAAGCUAUAAACCUCCAUGGCCAGGCCCUAGGCCUCACAUUCCACUAAAUGCAAAAACCAUCUAUGCUACCAGCUACACACCAAAGGGUAUUGUUAGAUGUUUAGCCUCUUACAAAAACCCGCCUGGAUAUAUCUUUGAGGGAACCAAUGCUGAUGGUCACAAACUCUAUGUCCCUGCUUCUGAAGAAGAAUGUCCACAAGGUUGCCACUGA